Messenger RNA from Myxocyprinus asiaticus (Chinese sucker), 5884 nucleotides. RefSeq names its product B-cadherin-like. Gene Ontology annotation, biological process: cell-cell junction assembly; cell morphogenesis; homophilic cell-cell adhesion. Gene Ontology annotation, molecular function: cadherin binding; calcium ion binding. The transcript has 31 exons. NCBI's taxonomy places the organism in Eukaryota, Metazoa, Chordata, Actinopteri, Cypriniformes, Catostomidae. The record is from RefSeq and is a predicted model, not a curated record. Bases 567 to 5255 code for a protein of 1562 amino acids. Gene Ontology annotation, cellular component: cytoplasm; catenin complex; adherens junction.
UUAUAUCAUUGCCUUAUUGCCUAGUGUUUUGACCUGUUUGUUUUGACUUCUCUUUUGGAUCUCCCCUUUUGCCUGUUUGCCUGGUUGGACUGCUUUACUGUGUUUUUGACCUCACUGCCUGUUUUUCUGACACUGUGUUUGGAUUUUGAUGGACUGUUUGAAUAAACAUCUGCUUAUGGAUUCUUCCUCGGCUUCCGCCUCCUCAUUAUUACAAUGGAUCUUGGCUGAUGACCCUGUAGCUGGACAAUGAUGCUGCAUUUAUGCAUCUAAUAAACCUAGUGCAUAAAAAAUAACAACAAAACACAUUUUAUAAUGAUUUUAUUUUUAAUAUUAACUAUCCUCAGAAUUGAUAGUUGUUAUAUUCCAUAAUCAAUUUCAUUAUGUAUGUAUUUAAUGGUGUAGUCUAUCACUGGAUGGGCUACACCCUUAGGCAAGCCAGUAGAAAGGAUAAACACCACAUCUGUAUGUUGCGAAACUUUUGGGAACUUAAGGAAUUUCCUUUGCAAGAAGCAGCUGCACAAGAUUAAAAACUUUUGGAAAUAAGCACUGAGGGUUUUGCUCACAGAAUGGAGACUAUGAGGAUUGUGCGAUUGGGAGUUAUUAUUUUCCUUUGUCAGGAGCUUUCUUGUGGAUUUGUGGAGUCGUCGUCAUGUAUGCCUGGCUUUGAGUCAGAGUUGUUGGUUUUUAAAGUUCACAGAGAACAUCUUCACAGAGGGAAAAGACUAGGAAGAAUAACAUUCAAUACCUGUGAUGGAAGAACCAGAACACUCUUUCAGUCUGCUGACAAGCGGUUUGAUGUGAACACGGAAGGGAUUUUAUCACUAAAGAGACCAGUUACUCUUCAUGAAGGCCACAAGGUGUUUUCUGUGCACGCUUGGGAUUCCAGUGGCAACAAACAUACAGCUUUUGUCAGAGUUGAGCGUGCACAUAAUCAUGAGGAGCAUCAUAUGGACACGGAGAUGGAAUCUUCCUCCGAUCUUCCAGUCCUGAGAGGUUGGGUUAUUCCUCCUGUCAAUGAACCUGAGAACAGUAAAGGUCCUUUCCCAAAAAAGCUGGUCCAAAUAAAGUCAGAUUAUUCUAAGGAAACUCUGAUGGUGUACAGCAUCACGGGUGAAGGGGCUGAUCUGGACCCUAAAGGGCUUUUCACCAUUGACAGAUUGACAGGGAAUCUCUUUGUGACUCAGCCAGUGGACAGAGAAAAAAAAGCUUCAUACCAUCUCAUAGUUCAUGCUGUUGCAGCUGCUGAUGUGAAUGUCAAAGAGACUCCCAUGGAUGUCAUUGUCAAUGUGAUUGACCAAAAUGAUAACAGCCCUGUGUUUACUCAAAAUCCUUUCAACGGACACGUUCCUGAAGCCGCUCCCAAAGGUAAGCAUAUGUUUAUGAAGGUCACUGCCACCGAUGCCGAUGAACCAGAUAAUGACAACUCUGAUGUCAGAUACACAAUUGUCAGCCAGGAUCCACCAUUUCCAAAUCCAAACAUGUUUGAUAUCAACAUUGUAACUGGAGGGAUUCGUGUGAUCAAAACUGGCCUGGAUAGAGAGAAAUAUUCCAGAUAUACUUUGAUCAUUCGAGCUGCUGACAUGUCCGGAGAAGGUCGUUCAGUCACUGGCACAGCUGUCAUUACAGUGACUGACAGCAAUGAUAACGCACCUCAGUUCGAAAAGAGAGGUUGGGUUAUUCCUCCUUUCAAUGAACCUGAGAACAGUAAAGGUCCUUUCCCAAAAAAACUGGUCCAAAUAAAGUCAGAUUAUGCUAAGGAAACUCGGAUGGUGUACAGCAUCACGGGUGAAGGGGCUGAUCUGGAUCCUAAAGGGCUUUUCACCAUUGACAAAUUUACAGGGAAUCUCUUUGUGACUCAGCCAGUGGACAGAGAAAAAAAAGCUUCAUACCGUCUCAUAGCUCAUGCUGUUGGAGCUGAUGCGGAUAUCACAGAGACUCCCGUGGAAGUCAUUGUCAAUGUGAUUGACCAAAAUGAUAACAGCCCUGUGUUUACUCAAAAUCCUUUCAACGGACACGUUCCUGAAGCCGCUCCCAAAGAUUAUGAGUUUAUGAAGGUCACUGCCACUGAUGCCGAUGAGCCAGAUAAUGACAACUCUGAAGUCAGAUACAUAAUUGUCAGCCAGGAUCCACCAUUUCCAAAUCCACACAUGUUUGAUAUCAACACUGUAACUGGAGGGAUUCGUGUGAUCGAAACUGGCCUGGAUAGAGAGAAAUAUUCCAGAUAUACUUUGAUCAUUCGAGCUGCUGACAUGUCCGGAGAAGGUCGUUCAGCCACUGGCACAGCUGUCAUUACAGUGACUGUCAACAAUGAUAACGCACCUCAGUUCGAGUACAACACGACAGAAUCUUCCUCCAAUCUUCCAGUCCUGAGAGGUUGGGUUAUUCCUCCUGUCAAUGAACCUGAGAACAAUAAAGGUCCUUUCCCAAAAAAGCUGGUCCAAAUAAAGUCAGAUUGUGCUAAGGAAACUCGGAUGGUGUACAGCAUCACGGGUGAAGGGGCUGAUCUGGAUCCUAAAGGGAUUUUCACCAUUGACAGAUUGACAGGGAAUUUCUUUGUGACUCAGCCAGUGGACAGAGAAAAAAAAGCUUCAUACCGUCUCAUAGCUCAUGCUGUUGCAGCUGCUGAUGUGAAUGUCAAAGUGACUCCCAUGGAUGUCAUUGUCAAUGUGAUUGACCAAAAUGAUAACAGCCCUGUGUUUACUCAAAAUCCUUUCAACGGACACGUUCCUGAAGCCGCUCCCAAAGAUUAUGAGUUUAUGAAGGUCACUGCCACUGAUGCCGAUGAACCAGAUAAUGACAACUCUGAAGUCAGAUACACAAUUGUCAGCCAGGAUCCACCAUUUCCAAAUCCAAACAUGUUUGAUAUCAACACUGUAACUGGAGGGAUUCGUGUGAUCGAAACUGGCCUGGAUAGAGAGAAAUAUUCCAGAUAUACUUUGAUCAUUCGAACUGCUGACAUGUCCGGAGAAGGUCGUUCAGCCACUGGCACAGCUGUCAUUACAGUGACUGUCAACAAUGAUAACGCACCUCAGUUCGAGUACAACACGACAGUAUCUUCCUCCGAUCUUCCAGUCCUGAGAGGUUGGGUUAUUCCUCCUGUCAAUGAACCUGAGAACAGUAAAGGUCCUUUCCCAAAAAAGCUGGUCCAAAUAAAGUCAGAUUAUGCUAAGGAAACUCGGAUGGUGUACAGCAUCACGGGUGAAGGGGCUGAUCUGGACCCUAAAGGGCUUUUCACCAUUGACAAAUUGACAGGGAAUCUCUUUGUGACUCAGCCAGUGGACAGAGAAAAAAAAGCUUCAUACCGUCUCAUAGCUCAUGCUGUUGCAGCUGCUGAUGUGAAUGUCAAAGUGACUCCCAUGGAUGUCAUUGUCAAUGUGAUUGACCAAAAUGAUAACAGCCCUGUGUUUACUCAAAAUCCUUUCAACGGACACGUUCCUGAAGCCGCUCCCAAAGAUUAUGAGUUUAUGAAGGUCACUGCCACCGAUGCCGAUGAGCCAGAUAAUGACAACUCUGAUGUCAGAUACACAAUUGUCAGCCAGGAUCCACCAUUUCCAAAUCCAAACAUGUUUGAUAUCAACACUGUAACUGGAGGGAUUCGUGUGAUCGAAACUGGCCUGGAUAGAGAGAAAUAUUCCAGAUAUACUUUGAUCAUUCGAGCUGCUGACAUGUCCGGAGAAGGUCGUUCAGUCACUGGCACAGCUGUCAUUACAGUGACUGACAGCAAUGAUAACGCACCUCAGUUCGAGUACAACACGUACACUGCAUCUGUCCCAGAGAAUAAAGUGGGUGUUGUAGUGGCCAAGAUGUCAGUUACUGAUGAUGAUGAACCUGGAUCAGCUGCCUGGUCUACCAAGUAUCGGAUUGUUGGCGGUGACAAAAAUGGUUUUUUCAAUGUCAGUACUGGACCCAGCCAGCUAGAGGGCAUCAUCAUCACUGUAAAGCCACUGGACUUUGAGAAGACCAAACAAUACAUUCUGUCGGUGAUUGUUGAGAACGAUGAUCCAUUUGUUGGCUCUUUGCCCACUUCCACUGCCACAGUCACCGUGAAUGUAGAAGAUGUGAACGAGCCUCCAGUGUUUAAUCCAAAUGAGAAAGUCAUUUCCAGACCUGAAGAUUUUGCAGUUGAAAGUGAAUUGGUUACAUAUACAGCCACUGAUCCAGACACUGGAAAAUCACAGAAAAUAACGUAUAAAAUUGGCAACGAUCCUGCAGGAUGGCUUAAUGUAAAUAAAGAGACUGGAGUGAUCAAAGUCUGGAGCCUCAUGGACAGAGAGUCUAACUUUGUCAAAGAUGGCAAAUACCGAGCUAUCAUUUUGGCCACAGAUAAUGAUGAAUUUCCAGCAACUGGCACAGCAACCCUGAUCAUUGAAUUGGAGGAUGUAAAUGACAAUGCUCCCUCUAUUAAUGAAAGGACUAUCCAGAUUUGCAAUCAUGAACCAGUACCUGUGCUUCUCUCUAUCACCGACAAAGAUGGAGAUCCUUAUUCUGCUCCUUUUCGCGUUGAAACCCAAGGAGACACAAGUAAAAACUGGAAUGCCAGGAUGAAUGACACUGCAACAGGCAUUGUGCUAAGCCUCAGUACUCCAUUGGAACAGGGUAACUACAUUGUGUUCCUGAGGGUUUAUGAUCAACUGCUGCACCAGGACACCACCAUUCAAGCAACUGUGUGUGACUGCACAGGACAAGACUUCAAAUGCAAUGACAAGUGGUCUACUGCAGGGGUGCCACUGUCUAUAGUUCUUGGAAUCCUGGGGGCCAUCUUGGUUCUGCUGUUGCUUGUUGUUCUGCUUCUCUUGUUCCUGAGGAGGAAAAGGGAUAGUAAGAAAGAGCCACUCCUUGCUGAAGAUGAUUUAAGAGACAACAUCUACUAUUAUGAUGAGGAAGGAGGUGGAGAAGAUGAUCAGGAUUAUGAUUUGAGUGUGCUGCAUCGAGGCCUUGACAACAAACCUGAUGUGUUCAGAAAUGAUGUGGCUCCCACCUUCUUGCCUGCACCUCAGUAUAGGCCUCGACCUGGCAACCCUGAGGAGAUUGGCACAUUCAUUGAUGACAAUCUGAACGCCGCAGAUAACGACCCUACUGCACCCCCCUAUGACUCACUGCUGGUGUUUGACUUUGAAGGAGGAGGCUCAGAUGCAGGAUCUCUCAGCUCCCUCCACUCUUCUAGCUCCGGAGCGGACGAAGACUACGACUUCCUCAAUGAUUGGGGCCCACGCUUCAAGAAGCUAGCAGAUAUGUAUGGAGGAGGAGAGGAUUAAGACAUCUUCAUGAGAUUAGUUUUAUUUACUCCCAGUGUAAAAGGCACAUGGAUGAUUUAAAUAUGGGACAAUUUUUAUACAAGUUUCACUUUAUGGUCUGGUUUGCAUGUUGUUUAAUGUUGGAACUGGAUUAGUAGCACUGUUCGUCCAUCUCCAACUUCAAGGAAAGGUUUGUAGACCUCCACGAGUGUUUCCUUUUCCUUGGAGCAAUCUUGGCAGGAACUUGGCUGAUUUUCAAGUUCUCACUUGAAAGAGAUUUGACUAUUUACUUUAAGAAUGCUUUGGUAUGGGUAAGGAGCUGUAAAAUGGCUCAAGAUGCUUGUCUUGUCCCAAUGUUGAUUUUGUAAAAUGAACUUUUUGUUACCUUUCACCACUUUGGCAUUAAAGGAUAAUCCAAAGCAUGGAUGAUACUGUAAUUUUACCUUUUUUUUUUUUUUGGAUAAGCACUGAUGUUGUCAACAACUUAUUUUUCUCUUUUUGAUAUUUGCAGGCAUCUAUUUUUGUCCUUUUUCUGAAUUGCAAGAAUGUUAAUGACUUUAUGUACGUUUUUUAUUCUUUAUAUACAAGUUAAAUUCUUGUUUAGGCAUUAAGUUUACAAGGUUCAUAUUUUAUUAAACAAUUUACUUGUA